UUCAAAUUAGUUUAACAAUCAACAAGUAUAUAUAUACACGACUAAUUGUGAUCUUUUCAACAAUUUAUAUCAACUCAGUGUUUAAUACAGUUUGAAAAAAGUGAUUCUCAACAAUUAAUUCCAAUCAAUUUGUGAUCUAAUUAAACAACAACCAUGCAAAGUAUUACCUUUAGCCUCCUCUUAGCUGCGAUUCUCUGUUUCUUUUCGUUAAUUCCUUUAGUAAUUAAUCAAACUCAUGGACAAUCAUGUCACCUCAGGGAAUUAGAUCUUUGUGCCGCCACAUUAUUGGUAUUCACUCAAAAUCCAUCAGAAAUCACUGGAUCUGAAAUUGAACUGGACAAACAAUGUGGCUUCAUAAGGGAAGCUGAAAGUUGUCGGCGUAACUUUACCCAGCGAUGUACGACUCCUCUUCAAAGAGAGCUGAUUGAUUACCUUGGUGAGGGAGGUCGACAAGUGGGAGAUGAAUUUUGUACCAGAGGAAGUCCACUUCGAGAAGAGUAUAAGCGUCAUGCUCGUUGUUUAGGUUCAACUCGACGUGAAUCAGCUUGGUGUUCAAAAGAUUUACAAAGAGCGAUGGAAGUUGUCACCAAUUCUGCUUUGGAUGCAAGAAUUUCCACCGCGUGUUGUGCAUUCAAUAGGUACGAUUCUUGUACCAGUAACAUUAUCUCAUCUCGAUGUGGACCUCAAGCUUUAGCUUUAUCCCGACGGGUAAUUAGACUUGCCGCUUCUCGAUUACCAGAAAUGUUAUGUUCGUCCUAUCCGGCCACAAGUAAAAAGUGCAUCGAAGUGCUACCCGCUUCCGGUGAAGCUCCACUCGGUUCGAGAUCUAAUAGUCUCUUAUCAAGACUUUUCUCAACCUAUGGUUCAAUCUAAUUAGAUUUCAUUUCUACGAUUCUCUUAAUUGGUAAUCAAAUAAUUCACCAUAAAAGAGAUUAAAAAUUUACAAUUUAAAUGAUUUUUCAAUUGAUUUAUAAUGUAGACAGUUAAUUGUUUCCUUCGUUGUGUAACAAUCAACAGUUUCCUCAAUUAUCAAAUCAUAAAUACUCGUGUUUGCAUUAAUAAAAUACAAACAAUUUAGCAAAAAAUGACAAUAAAUCAACAAGAAGAAUCAUUAAUUCAUUAGUAAUACUAAAAUCUUUCUAAUGAUAAUCAACAAUCAAGAGGAAAAUUGUGAUUGAAUCAAUACAAGUUAACCUUGAUUGUUUACUAUUAAUUAAAUGAGAGAUUCAUAAUUUCAAUGAAAUUAUCAUGCAAUAGAUAUUAUAAUGUACUUUUGAUUAAACCACAUGAUCAUAGAUUGUGAUGAUUAACGAUUAACAAUCAAUGUUAAUUAACAUGAUUGAAUCUAAUGUAUUAAAUGAAUCACUGCUUUCAAUAAAUGUAAAAAUCAAUUAAAAUCAAUAAAAUUGAUCACAAUGAAAUUGUAAUGUAAACGAUAAGAGUUAAACAUGAUUACAAUUAAUGAAUGAAUGAAUUUGUCAGUCAAUUGUUACAGUUAAUCAAAGUGAAAGUGAAUCAAAUAAAUUCAACUUACCAGGAAUUAAAUCCAAUUCAACUGUAAAUGGUUUUCCUUUGGUCAGUACACAUGUUUCUUGUUCUGGGUCACAAACGUCAACUUUAAUACCCUUCACUUGACCAUUACCUUUGAGAGAAACACUUUUACUUAUUAGAUGGACAAUGGUCAAGAUUGAAAGAGAAAGAGAGAAAAUUAAACUCACCACAAUCACGAUAUUCAAGAGCAUAACAAGAUGAAAGGAGAAGUGUUGAAAUUAGAAGAUGAAAUUGAUUGAACAUUGUUGAUCUUGUUAACUGAUUGUAUUUCUAUGGAUCAAAUAACAAUUUAAGAAUAUGAAUCAACUUAAUAUUAGAAAAGAAAAACAAAUUCUAGUGACUAGAGAUUAUCAAUUUUGAGAGAGUCAAAAAUAA
This is a messenger RNA of Panonychus citri (citrus red mite), 1926 nucleotides long. RefSeq lists its product as uncharacterized. NCBI's taxonomy places the organism in Eukaryota, Metazoa, Arthropoda, Arachnida, Trombidiformes, Tetranychidae. The record is from RefSeq and is a predicted model, not a curated record. The transcript has 3 exons. The coding region runs from base 154 to 873 and encodes 239 amino acids.